Messenger RNA from Pomacea canaliculata, 1110 nucleotides. RefSeq names its product Fanconi anemia core complex-associated protein 24-like. Gene Ontology annotation, molecular function: chromatin binding. NCBI's taxonomy places the organism in Eukaryota, Metazoa, Mollusca, Gastropoda, Architaenioglossa, Ampullariidae. The transcript is spliced from 7 exons. Bases 36 to 692 code for a protein of 218 amino acids. Gene Ontology annotation, cellular component: Fanconi anaemia nuclear complex. Gene Ontology annotation, biological process: interstrand cross-link repair. The record is from RefSeq and is a predicted model, not a curated record.
UAGCUGAGAGUGCUGUCCCUUAUAACAUUGUCGACAUGGCGGCGAAUACGAGUAAAAAUUUGAGUCAAGCAGUUAAAUCAGGGCUUAGAGUUCCAGUCGGACACAUCAUAGUCAGUGGACGAUGGCGAAGUACAGAACUUGUGGCGGAUUUACAGAAAAGCAUUCAAGUUCACUAUGAAGACAGUCUCGGAGUAGUAGAUUUUCAUCCUUCCUCCAGCAUUGGAGUGAUUUAUGUAUCAGAGGCAGAUGCAGUGUGUGGCACUGGCUACCGUCAGAAGUGUGUGAAGCUUCACAUGGCAAACAGAAUUCGUGGGAUUGUUAUAGUAGAGAGGACACCAGCAAGUGACCAGUACUUUAAAGAUGUGCAGAUAUUCUGUGGGCUAGAAAUUGGCCUUAGUGUUGUACCUGUCUCUGGUCCAAUUGAGGCAGCUGGCUUCUUAAAGCAGUUAGUACAUGCUGAGGGAAAACAAAGUGUAAAUGUUUUCAAGAAACCAGCACCACAACCAAACGUAGAUAGUGCUGUUCUGGCCACUCUCAGGACAGUGCCAACACUCGGAGAAGUCAAAGCUCGCCAGCUUCUGGCCAAGUUCAAAAGUAUACAUGGCAUUGGCUGUGCAAGUUUUCAGGACUUGUCUGCUGUUGUUGGACAUGCAGCUGCUCAAAAUGUCAGACAAUUCUUUCAUGGAAUAUAGACACAAGGCAGAGAAUACAGAGCUGGGAAAAAAAAAUUAUGGUUAAUGAAAGAGAUGAAGACUGCCAGGAAAUGUGUGUUGAUCUUAGGUACACUUCCAAAUACAAAUGGGAAGAAUUUCUUAACAUGUGUAAUGGUGUAUGUGAACUUGUAAACAAAUACUUUUGUGAAAAUAGUUACAGUUGCUCAGUCUUGAUGCUUGUGCUGUAGGUGACAGGAUCUCAUUUAUACACUUUACUUAAAACAUUUCCAAGUUACUAAGGUGUGUAGAGUUCUUGCUUAAUAUAUAUGUAAUGUUGCAUUGUGCUGUUAAAGUGAAUUUAGCCUUGCUGCAUUAAUUCUGGGAUGACUGUCCAUUUUGUAUUUAUUUAUAAAAAAAUUGGAAAACUUGAUUUUUCUUGUUAUAAAAAUAACUUGAA